GCGUUUGCCUUUGCGCUGACAUCGUAUCUCGAUUGCUUCUGUGAAACAUGGCCGAAGUUGCUGAAAACGUGGUGGAGAACUUCGAGGAGCCAGCACCUCUGGAAACCGAGGCUGCUGAGACCAUCCUGGAGACGAAUGUGGUGGCCACCACUGAGUUGCCCGAGAUCAAGCUGUUCGGCCGUUGGUCUUGCGACGAUGUGACCGUCAACGAUAUUUCGCUGCAGGAUUACAUUUCGGUUAAGGAGAAGUUCGCUCGCUACCUUCCCCACUCUGCCGGCCGUUAUGCCGCCAAGCGUUUCCGCAAGGCCCAGUGCCCCAUUGUGGAGCGUCUGACCUGCUCCCUGAUGAUGAAGGGACGCAACAACGGCAAGAAACUGAUGGCCUGCCGCAUCGUCAAGCACUCGUUCGAGAUCAUCCAUCUGCUCACCGGCGAGAACCCUCUGCAGAUCCUGGUCAGUGCUAUCAUCAACUCUGGACCUCGUGAGGACUCCACCCGUAUUGGACGUGCUGGUACCGUCCGUCGUCAGGCUGUGGAUGUGUCGCCCUUGCGUCGCGUCAACCAGGCCAUCUGGCUGCUGUGCACUGGAGCUCGUGAGGCUGCCUUCAGGAACAUCAAGACCAUCGCCGAGUGCCUGGCUGAUGAGCUGAUCAACGCUGCUAAGGGAUCUUCCAACUCCUACGCCAUCAAGAAGAAGGACGAGUUGGAGCGUGUGGCCAAGUCCAACCGUUAAGGAGACUUCGAAAGCAUCAACCAGCAAAAACAAACUAUGUGUCUGUUUUUUGUUUUUUAUAAAAAUAACGCGUGCUCGCUGCAAGGUGUUGCACUAAAUUUAAAAUAAAAAAUAACAUGAAAAAUCCAAACAACAAA
Messenger RNA from Drosophila bipectinata, 868 nucleotides. The record is from RefSeq and is a predicted model, not a curated record. Lineage: Eukaryota; Metazoa; Arthropoda; Insecta; Diptera; Drosophilidae.